This is a messenger RNA of Closterium sp. Yama58-4, 2157 nucleotides long. Lineage: Eukaryota; Viridiplantae; Streptophyta; Zygnematophyceae; Desmidiales; Closteriaceae. The record is from the annotation of a GenBank genome assembly.
AUGCGCCACGCGCUCGUUUAUAGAAGCACUGGUGUCGUCGCAGCCGCUAGCAGCAGCACGAUCGUUCUUCCGUUCGCCUCGCGCCCUGCAGCAGCAGCGGGGUUGAUCGCGUCGUCAGCGUCCGCAGCUGCUACCGCCUCCGCCAACGCCGCCUCUGUCGCUCUCCGGGUUUCUCGCUGCUUCUCCGCUCUUGCGCAACCAGCCGUUGCGCAGGUCCGGUCGAUGGAAUCUCCGCUGAUGGGCAGCGGAGCGGCGUUUACGGCCGUCAGUAGGGAUGGCGGAGCGAGACCGGCAUUGGCAGCCGCCCCCGCCGCUUCCGCCUCCGCUAACCGCGGAUCGCCCGCUGCUACCGCUUCUGCCGGCUCCGCAGGGGGAGCGGCGGCGGAGGUUGAGGUCGAUCCGAACACGACGCUACCGGUGCCUGUGCAGACGGACAGUCUACCCGCCAUGCCUGAAACGCGCCCCGUGAUCGAAGAUGUGCCGCACCUUGCGAACUGGAUUCCGGAUCUCCGGCUGUAUCCAAGUCCGCUGCAGCGCAACCCCGCAUACGCACACGUGGAGACGUUCUUCGUGGAGGAGGAUCAGGUGGUGAGUCGCGAGGUGAUCACGUCCAUCAACAACAUCGGCACCGGCGUCUUCUUCCGCAAAGCCGGCCCCAGAGAAAAGAUCGUGUUCCACCCGGACGAGGUGCGCGCGGCGAUCGUGACGUGCGGCGGGCUGUGUCCGGGCAUCAACACGGUCAUCCGCGAGCUCGUGUGGGGGCUCUGGUUCCAAUACGGCGUGCGCGACAUCCUCGGGAUUGACGGCGGGUACCGCGGGAUCUACUCGCGCAACGUGGUGUCGCUGAACCCCAAGGUGGUGAACGACAUCCACAAGCGCGGCGGCACGUUCCUGGGCACGUCGCGCGGCGGCCACGAGGUCAACAAGAUCGUCAACGCGCUCGAGGACCGCGGUAUUAACCAGAUCUAUGUGAUUGGAGGGGAUGGCACGCAGAGAGGCGCCGAGAAAAUUCACGAGGAGAUAGCAGCGCGGGGGCUGAAGGUAACAGUGGCGGGCAUUCCGAAGACGAUAGACAACGACCUGGCGCUGAUCGACAAGUCGUUUGGCUUUGACACCGCCGUGGAGGAGGCCCAGCGCGCCAUCAACGCCGCGCACGUGGAGGCCAGCUCCGUGCACAACGGCGUGGGGCUCGUCAAGCUCAUGGGGCGCUUCUGCGGUCAAAUCGCCAUGCAUGCAACUCUUGCCAGCCGGGACGUGGACUGCUGCCUGAUCCCGGAAGUGCCGUUCCACCUGGAGGGCGACGGGGGUCUCUUUGAGUUCCUCAAGCGCCGCCUGCGGGAGAGCGGCCACGCCGUGCUCGUCGUGGCAGAGGGCGCCGGGCAAGACCUCAUGGCUGAGGCUCUGGAUCUCCAGCCAUCCCCCUCCUCCUUCAACCCUGCGCCCUUCUCCUCGUCCUUUGCUGCGUCUGCGCCCUUCCCGUCGGCGUCCGCAUGUGUGGGUGCAUGGGUGGGUGCAUGGAUGGGUGCAUGGGUGGGUGCAUGGAUGGGUGCAUGGAUGGGUGCAUGGAUGGGUGCAUGGAUGGGUGCAUGGUUGGGUGCAUGGGUGGUGCAUGGCUGGGUGCAUUGGUGGUGCAUGGAUGGGUGCAUGGGUGGUUGGAUCUCCCCUCAUCACAUGCAGGCCCAUUUUGCCAAGUCUCGCAUCGAGCUCAACCUCAAAUACAUUGACCCCACGUACAUGAUUAGAGCGGUGCCAGCGAAUGCGAGUGACAACAUCUACUGCACACUGCUGGCACACAGUGCCAUCCACGGCGCCAUGGCCGGCUUCACUGGCUUCACCGUCGGCCCCAUCAACGGCCGCCAUGCCUACAUCCCCAUCAAGUGUGUAUCGGAGAAGAGCAACACAGUGUCUCUGACGGACCGCAUGUGGGCGCGGCUACUCUCCUCCACGAGCCAGCCCACGUUCCUGCGCUACGACGACCACCACCUGCACCACCAGCAGCGCCUGCUGCAGGCGCAGCAGGAGCACCGGCAGGCGCUGCGCGAGCGCGAGGGCGACGAGGAGGGAAGGCUGCUCGGGCCGAGUCGGAGGGAUCAGAUCAGUGAGAUGGACGGCGGCCGCGGCAUGGGCGGUGGUGGGGGUGGCUGGGGCGGGAGAUGA